GUUCGAAGGAGAGUGGUGUUGCGCAACUAGUGGUUCAUCAACGAGUGGUGGUUGCAGUGAAAACGACAGAAAUACUUCAUUGACAAUUGCUAUGGGAGAAAAUUAAAGAUCGGCCAAGAUAAGAGAGAAAGAAAUUCGCCAAAUAAGAAAAGAAAAAAAAAUCAGUCAAAAUGCCUGAAAACAGAAAUUCUCUACAGGAAGACUUGUUCCCAUCCUCCCUGACACUUGCAGAAGAACAUGAAGAGAAUGAAACUUUCAGAAGAAAACUUACUUUCGGUCUGGGCAUCGCAGAAAUAUUCUGCGGUGUCAUGUUGGGCGUGUUUGGACUACUUUCCAUGAACAUGGAAGCUGCCAUGUCAUCAUUAGCUGGAGGUGUGUGGGCUGGUGGUGUUGCAGUGGCAACAGGCUUGUCAGCAAUAUGUUUAACAAAGUGCUCUAAGAAAGCAAUACAUGCUGUACUGUUUCUAUGCCUGUCAGUGGCCAGUGUCCUGACAGGAGGCUUGGCAACUGUCUUUGUAGCAACAGGACUGGCACAUGAUGCCCAGUGGCCAGCUGGGUAUUAUGUAGAUAGUGAUGGAAGAAGAGUUUUGUUUGCAGGAGACAUUGCCACAAGAGCGCCAUUGCUAGCUGUUGCAGCAGUUACAUUAACGUCGGCCAUUGCCGAUUGCGCACUGGCAGUGGCAUGCUGCAUAGUAGCAGCCCAAGAAGCAUGCCAGUGCUAUGUCUGUUCUGAUGAUGAUGAUCCAGUUGAUCAUGAUUCUAAAGUUCGACACGACCGACUGGUCACAUGGUUAGGCCAACAAGCUCUGAUCGAUUUUGUUAUGGCCAGUGGGAAAAUUCCAGAAAAUCUUAAUCCUAGUGUAAUGAAUAACAAUCCGAGUAUAAAUACUAGUGUAAGUAAUAAAUGAACGCUGAGAAAUUAAAGCAACGUCGAAAAAGAUGGCAAUUUGCUUCUUGAAAACAAAAUGAACUGUGUCUGUUUGGUUUCCACUGAAAUAAGUAGCUAAAAAAUUAGCUAAUAGAAAUAGAAAUUUGCUUUUUUUUAUGGAAAGGACAUUAAGCUAUCCAUAAAUUAUCAAAGAAAAGAAAAGAAAAUGAAAAUGAUUAAAA
Molecule: messenger RNA, 1110 nt
Organism: Argiope bruennichi
Lineage: Eukaryota; Metazoa; Arthropoda; Arachnida; Araneae; Araneidae
Exons: 2
Coding region: 171-908 (245 amino acids)
Source: RefSeq, a predicted model, not a curated record